AUGGCAGCGACUCAGAACUUGAAUCGCGUGGAACUUGGCCAGGUACGGGAUGGCUACCCGGCGCUUGCUAGCUGGAUAGGCCGAGACCCAGAUGGCGAAACUCUCGUAUUCCGCAGGUUCAGGCGUCUGAGUGCGCGAAACCUCCUUCACUUGCAGAGCGGUCUCAUUCAGUUAGAGCAGGAGAUCGAUGAACUCGAUGAAGAAGCGCGAAAGAGUUCAGAUCUAGAAUCUCGACAGGCAUCACGUCGAUGGGAAACACUCAUACAGCUAGGUGCUGACUCGACAAGACUAGAGAAAAAGCGACUUGAAAAAGCAGCCGAGUUAUCGUCGAAGAUGAAAGAAUAUGAAGAAGCGCUUCUUCGACAAUCUCAAAUCUCCGAAUUAAGCGGACCUGGCGAUCGUGUUCUCUCUACCUACCGCGAUUAUAUCGAAGGAAAUGCUUGGAAAAGCGCUUACUUACCAUCGGUUCCUAUAAUAAGCGGAAACGCGAAGGACAUGCUGAAAGAAGCUGACGACUUGGUUUCCUUAAAAAAGGUCGACGACGAAGAUAUUCUCUCAAAAUUCCUGCAAGAUCACUGGGUCUUUCAGAGGCACAAGGGGAGUGACCCCCUGGAUCAAACGACGAUCUAUAAGGGACAGCAUAUAACGCGCAUUGUUGCUGCGAUGAGUAUCCUGUUCUCCGCGGUUCUCCUGGUUGUUGCGAUUAUAAGUCUCUAUGUUAUUGAUAACCCGACUACGAAGUUGGGUCUAGUGGUCGCCUAUACAUUUAUUUUUGCUUUGAGUAUCGCGUUAUUGACGAGCGCAAAAAGGGCAGAAAUAUUUGGCGCUGCAGCUGCAUAUGCUGCAACUGUGGACGGGGGAAAAUAUUAA
Molecule: messenger RNA, 870 nt
Organism: Penicillium angulare
Lineage: Eukaryota; Fungi; Ascomycota; Eurotiomycetes; Eurotiales; Aspergillaceae
Exons: 3
Coding region: 1-870 (289 amino acids)
Source: RefSeq, a predicted model, not a curated record